AUGGCGUCUCCGGACUCAGAUCUCAUUGUGCAACUUGAGGCACCCAACGGCGUCUGUUACGCGCAGCCGGUGGGGCUUUUCAUUAACAAUGAAUUUGUGGCCGCAGUUUCAUCAGAAACAAUCACAACAAUUAAUCCGGCAAACGAGCAGGAAAUCAUCUCCGUUCAUUCAGCAGGCGUUGAGGAUGUUGACAAUGCAGUACACGCCGCUCGUGUCGCCUUCCAUGGGCCUUGGAGGAAGUUUUCCCCUGCAGCCCGUGGUAGACUACUGCUUUGCCUUGCUGGCUUGGUAGAAGCCCAUAAGGAAGUGCUUGCUACCAUCGAAACCUGGGACAAUGGAAAGCCAUAUCAUGAAUCCUUGGAAUUUGGCGUUUGCGAGGUUGUCGACGUCUUGACAUACUAUGCUGGAUAUGCAGACAAGCAACCUGGCCAAGUGAUUGGUGUGUCUGACAACCAGCAUGUUUACACGCUUCAGGAACCCAUUGGAGUAUGCGGUCAAAUCAUCCCCUGGAACUUUCCUCUCAACAUGGCUGCUUGGAAACUUGCACCAGCCCUCGCUGCCGGGAAUUGCGUGGUAUUGAAAGCAGCAGAACAAACACCACUCUCAGUACUGUACCUUGCUAGCCUCAUCAGAGAAGCUGGUUUCCCUCCUGGCGUUGUUAAUGUGAUAAAUGGCCUCGGGAAAACCGCAGGCGCAGCCUUAACAGGCCAUCCGGACGUCGACAAAGUCGCCUUUACCGGCUCAACAGACACAGGAAAGCAAAUCAUGCGGCUUGCUUCCAAUACCCUCAAGAAAAUUUCUCUUGAGACUGGCGGGAAAUCUCCUAUGAUUAUUUUUCCAGAUGCAGACCUAUACAAGGCUGCCUACUGGGCACACUUGGGUAUCAUGUCUGAUGCGGGACAGAAUUGCACAGCGAAUAGCCGCAUUCUGGUCCAUGAGCUCGUCCACGAUGCCUUCUUGAAAAUAUUCCUUCAGCAAAUUCGAAGUGCACCAUUGGGAGAUCCUUUUAGUCCACAUACCUUCCAGGGACCUUUAAUCAGCAAGGCACAACAUGAUCGGGUCUUGGAUUAUAUUGAAAUCGGAUUGUCAGAAGGCGCUUCCCUCGCUACUGGUGGAAGAACCUGGAAUCAAAGGCCCAACCAGAAAGGAUACUUUGUGGAACCGACACUAUUUACUGACGUGCACGAUGAUAUGAGAAUAUGUCGCGAGGAGAUUUUCGGACCCGUCGCUGUGAUGAUGAAGUUCAGUUCGGAGAACGAGGCAGUGGCACGAGCCAACGAUUCCAUCUUCGGGCUUGGCGCUGCACUCUUUACCAAAGAUGUAUCACGGAUUCAUCGUGUGGUGAAAAAGAUUGAGAGUGGGACUGUUUGGGUCAAUUGCAGCAACAACAUGGAUAUUCGGGUUCCGUUUGGGGGGGUGAAGCAAUCUGGUAUUGGACGAGAACUGGGAGAUGCGGGGAUCAAGGCGUACAGCAGUAUAAAAUCUGUUUACAUCGAGUUGGAAGAUGAGGACAGCGAGAAGGCAUCGGUGCAACAUGUAAACAGGGAUAGUCAUCUUUGA
Molecule: messenger RNA, 1560 nt
Organism: Ilyonectria robusta
Lineage: Eukaryota; Fungi; Ascomycota; Sordariomycetes; Hypocreales; Nectriaceae
Product: aldehyde dehydrogenase domain-containing protein
Exons: 6
Coding region: 1-1560 (519 amino acids)
Molecular function (GO): aldehyde dehydrogenase (NAD+) activity
Source: RefSeq, a predicted model, not a curated record